Molecule: messenger RNA, 1548 nt
Organism: Giardia duodenalis
Lineage: Eukaryota; Fornicata; Diplomonadida; Hexamitidae
Exons: 1
Coding region: 1-1548 (515 amino acids)
Source: RefSeq, a predicted model, not a curated record
AUGGAGCUUUAUGUCGUGUACUCGACAAAACUGGUGGAGGCCAGGGCAUGGCUUCCUUUCUCAACGGUCUCCAUGGAGUGCUCGUCCGUUCUGUCUGUGGCAGAGGCGGAUUUAGAAAGGUUUUGCAUCGAUAUGGUGCAAUGGCUCAAAGAUGUGCCAGAGAAUGCUUUAUUGUCAUGUUUAUCGCAACAGUCCCAAGAAGACGCCAGUAAGCUAGGGAAUACCGUUAACAUUUACCGAAUAACCUGUCAUGUUAGCUUUAGAGACGCCGAUAUGUCCCAGAACAAGUAUUUGGCGCGUCUGAAAGCACUGUUGCAUCGCUGUGCAACAGGGUGUACUAUAGUAUUUCAGGUGGAGACAUAUCGGCCAGUAUACCGUCAAACUAUCGUGGAUUUUUGUAUAACGUCCGCAUUUUUGGCACAGCGCCUGGAUUUCUACCAGUAUUUAGAGUUUCUUGAGGUUAGCCAGUCGAAAGCUCAAGUUUCAGCAGCCAAUCCCGCGUCUCCAGAUGAGAGUGCUAAAGAAUUCAUUAAAAACAGCUUCCACAGACUAGUUGCACCAGUAAUGAGCUUUAGAACCAUUGACACAUUGAGGAGUAGCUACUCAGGUGCACAAACAGAGGAGUCCAGAGAAAAGUUCAGGCUUGAUCUUUCGCGCAGACUGUUUAAUGAAACGGUAUUUGAAGAGGUUGAGGAGGCACUUUCCAAGGAGCUUACAAUUCCCUUGUCCAAACUGUCGGUAAUUGUCCUCAAUGCUUGUGAGAAGGCUCCUUUUCACAACGAUUAUUGUAAUCUGCUUUUUUCUCUCUAUGGCCUGUCAAACAUAAAGUCUAGUCAGUACAUACGUGGCCGUCAUACGUCACUAACCUUAGAGAACGAGCUAUAUAGGUGCACGUUUCUUUACAUGUGCAUGUAUGAAUACAUCUGGCUGGUGCUUCAGAACUCUCUGCUGGACUCUGUUGAAGAGCCUCAGGAACAAGGGAAAACAACGAAGAUGAUAAGAGGGAGCUUUACAGAGUCCUUCCACCAGGUGAUCACCAGUGUCUAUCGUCGGAAGCUGCAAGGAUCACAGGACAUAAAUUCAGCAUACAUGGCAUAUGGUUCUAGCAAGCCUCUUGUGGUGCCAACAGGUCGCCUGGCCAUACCAUUUUCGCCAUUUCAGCAUACACAAGGGAAAGUGAAGGAUCUGACGUCCAUGCUGAAGCGACUUGGGUUCACACUCAUAACUGCUACCCCUGUCACUCGGCAAUCUCCCGUAUCCACACUAUCAAAAGAGACAUCCAUCCCAACGCGGCCUUCGUCCAGUCCUCAGAUCGCUCCCAGCAAAACUCCUGACCCAGAUUUACCUGUCUGUGGCACACCCCAAAACAUUCAAGCUCAAUACAAGCUUGUUGAAUGCAAUAGCUUUGUUCUCAAGAACGGCCACCCACUUGACCAAUUUGAGCAAAUAGAGACGGGUAGGUUUAAAGCAGAAAGCAACAGACGAUCAAUGGAUCAAUUUACCAUAUUAUCAAUCAAGCAGCGCAACACUAUGUUCUGGAACGCUUGA